Cheilinus undulatus (humphead wrasse) is the source of this 12553-nucleotide messenger RNA. RefSeq names its product titin-like. The transcript has 11 exons. Lineage: Eukaryota; Metazoa; Chordata; Actinopteri; Labriformes; Labridae. The record is from RefSeq and is a predicted model, not a curated record. The coding region runs from base 423 to 10604 and encodes 3393 amino acids.
AUUGCUACAAAUAUCACACACACAUUACAUAAUUAUUGUUAUAAGGAGCUUUAAAAUAAAAAAUAAAAAAAUCUUAUUCUUCAUCCUGGGUCUUUAUUAGUGGUGUGUUUUAACAUAAAAUGAUUUUGAGUGAGAAUCCUGUGUUCCAUGUGAUAAUCAGAGUCUAAAUCAAACAUAAACGAUGAUGGCUUUAGAAGCAGCUCUCCUCGCUCCGACUGUCCCGGGUUGUCCCGGGUUAUCGCGGGUUAGAUUGGAUUAUACUUUUGUUACAUAAGAGAGCUCGCCAGGAUUGGCGGCCUGAGCUGCGCAUGCGCACAGCGUCGCACCUACCGUAACAAUAAAGCAUAAGCGUGUUUACGGAAUUUGAAAACAUCAGAAAGAGUCGAACAGAGACGGACGAGCUUCGUGUGCAGAGCUGAGGGAUGAAGUUCCCCGUGGAUCUGCUGGCUGAUGUCAGCCAUGCAGAGCUGGAACAGUCGGCCCAGAACUACAUGAACAACCUCCUCUACAGCAACCCCGAUGCACCUGAACGCCUCACCCUGUCCAACUCCACACAGGUCAGCAUCGACAUUUCCAGCGUUGGUUUUGUUCCUCUCUAUGGAACCAGUGACAAACAGAAAAUCCUGGCCCUCUUCUCCCCCUCCGACCCCAUGACCGCCGUCGCUCUGUUCCUGCUGGACCGAUGGUGGACGGUGGACGACCUCCUGAAGACGGUGGACACUGCUCGAGACGGAGCGAUGGAGGUUCAGACGCUAGGAGAGAGGAUUGUUUUAUACAUCCUGAACCGAGUCGUUUACAGAGCCAAAGAGAUGAGCUCUGAUGAGCUCCCCUUCCUCUGCCAUGGAGAGAAAGAUCACGCCAAAAUCAUGUGGAGCAAUGGUGAGGCUGUGGGCUUCUACUCCGUCAAACCCACAGGCACUUUGUGUAACUCUUUCUCUACCAGGAGCUACCUACUUCCUGUGAUGGACUCCAUAUUUGUCAGAAAGAGCCAGCGUGGGAACGGCUUUGGCCUGCAGAUGCUGGAGGACUUUGUGCUGAGUUUUAAAGAGGACAGCCUGGGGCUGAGGUACCCCCUCACAAAGUCCAUGUACAAAGUGUGUGAGAAGUAUUUUCGUCAGUGUCCGGAAGACAUAGACCUGCUGUGGGAGGUCGAGAGCAUCGGAGGACCCAACCAGAGGACCAAAAUCUUCAGCAGGAUCCAGACCAUGGACCUAAGUGCCGUGUCGAAGAAUCUGUCGUUCACGGAGGAAUCGAUCGUGAUCACUGAAGUGACUGGGAAAGACGUUGUGAUGGAGGAAAUAACCGAACAGAUAAAAGAAACGGAAUCUGUGGAGUGUACGGUUGAAAUCGUGGAGGAGGUGACCGUACUGAGAGCUACCAAAGUUUUAGAUGACGAGGUGCCAGUGGUGGCCCGGGGUCGCAGCAGUGGAUCCAAACAAAGAAAGAUAGCAGAGAGGAUCACAGAGGAAAAAGCAGAGAAAGUUAUCAGGAUUGAAGAUAUUGAAGCAGAAACUCCCAGAGAAGAUCUGAUCUCUGCACAACAGGUGACAGAAGUGCAAAACAUCUCCGACUUGGUGCAAACAGAGGGUGUUAUGAGUUUGACUCCCGAAGUAAACGGAGAGGAUGCAGGUGAUACAUCGCCUGAAGAGGAAGAGUUACUUCUGAUUCAAAACAAACCAACUGCACAAGACAUAGAAGAUGUGACAACCGAGGAGUCACUAAAAGAAGACGAUGGCGCCCAGGAUCUGAACACAUCUCAUGACUCGCAGGUGGUCGUCGAGAAUGUUGCAUCAGAAAUAGAGGAAGUAGAGAGUCAGGAGGAGACUGCAGUGCCUGUUGUGUCUGAAGAGGAACAUAAAGGAGCAGGAACUCAAAUAGUGGAGGGCGCUGAACAGCCAGAAGAAACAGGAAAGCAGCAUGAGGAGGACAGUAAAGCUGCAGAAGUACAAAAAGCUGUAGUAAAGGCCUUGAAAACAGUAAAAAGUGAAACCCCCAGGCGGAGAUCACAGAGGCAAAGACAAGCAGAGGAUGAAGGAAGAGUUCUGAGAGGAAGAACGGUUGUAAGCACCCUGAUACCUAAAUUGACACGUCAGAGUCAGAGGGUCCACAGAGAAAUAAAGACGAGGGUCGAGGAAGUUUCUGCGACUGAAGGAGUCGAAGAAUCUGCUGUAUCUGAAGAAACAACCUCCUUGGGAGAGGAUGCUGUGGAGGAAAAAGACAAACAGACGGAUGAAGAGAAGACGGAGGAACAACAGGUGCCAGCGUUGGAGGUUACAGAAGCCACAAAGGAUGAAAACGUCUCUGAUGAGGAGGAAGAGGAACCUCCUGUUGUGCAGAAAAAGCCUGAAAGAGGCAGACGUAAACUCACAGCUAAACCUACGCCUAAAAGACAAAGCAGAAGACUUCAGAAACAAGAUGAAGCACAGGCAGACGAACCUGAGACUGAAGGCAGUGAAAAGGCAACAGCGGUACCUGUCAGGGAGCAAGAGGCCACUGAAUACCAAACAGAAGAAAAAAUAUCAGCUGAAGAGGGAGAUGUUUCACCUCAAAAAGCAGAGGAAGCCGCUUCCACUCAGGGAGAGGAGAAGACUAAAGGAGCAUCUGUGAUGGAAACAGACAAAGAAGAGUCUGAAAUUGUCGCCUCUGCCUCAGAACCUGAUGUUUCUGAUAAAGCUCUUGAUGAAGCUGCUGAACCUGCAGCCGAUGAGCCUCAGGAAAAAGACACAGAGUCUGAAAUCCCUCCGCAGCAGGAAGCUGAUGCAUCCGAAAAGGAGGAGAUGGAGCAGACUUUAGCAGAAGACAAGGUGGUUUCUGAUGUCAUUGAUACAUCGCAAAGGAAAGAUGAAGAGGAGAAGGAAACAGCCGCAGAAGGAGUUGUAGAGGCAGAGGCCAUCGAAGCAGAACAGGAGUCUGCCAAAGAAAAAGAAGCUGUUCCCAUCUUGGAAGAGGAGGAGAGUGAAGCUCCUGUUAUCGUGACAAGAGUUCUGAGGAGUGGGAAAAAGACAACUGAAGUAAGCCAGAAAUCCAUAAGUGAAAGCACCCAACUAGAGGAGGACACAACAGACGAGGCUGUCACUGAAAAGGAGGCUGAAGAUGCAGAAACUGGAGGCCCUGAAGUGAAGGAGAUGGAGGAUUCAGCAAAGGAGGCCGUCACAGACAUCGCUGCUGUGGAAGAGAAACAGUCUGCAGAUACAGAGGCAGCAGCUCCAGAGGUUAAAGAGCCGUCUGCUGAUGGGGAUGAGGAAAUGAGCUUGGAAGAGGAAGAAGCUCCAGUUGUUGAAACGAGAGCUUUGAGAGGUGGAACAAAAAAGGUCACUGCUUUACCACGAACAAGAAGCAACAAACAAGCAGAAGAACCCGAAGAAAAAAAGUGUGAGGAAGAAGAGCCAGCAGUUACCACAAGAUCACUGAGACGGGGAAGGAUCUCUGUCUCUGCAACACCAAAAGCCACACCAAAAAGAACCCGCAAACAAAUCCAGAAGGGAGAAGAGCCUUCCCAAAGUUCAGAAGAAGGAGAAACAGCUGAAGAAGAAGCUGUUGAAAAGGCAGAAAAGGUUGCUGCCUCUGAGACAGAGGAACAACUAGAGGCUGAGGGAGGGGUGGAUGAAACCGAAGUUGAUGCUGAGGAAGGACGAGAUGUCGUGGAAGACAAAACUGAAACCGAGAAAGAGGAAGAAACAGAAGCUGCAGAUACUACUGAAGAAAAAUCUGCUGCCCAGGUUGAGGAGCAGAAGGAGGAAACAAUGGAACAGGGGGUGACUUCUGAUGUUCCCACUGAAGCAGAACAUCCUGAGCCUGAGGAGACAGAAAAGGAACCUGAAGCCCCAGUGGACAAAUCAGAAGAUUCAGCCACAAUACCCGAAAUGGACAAGGUAAUGGCUCAAGACACAGCUCAAGACGAUGAGGCCCAAAGUGUGGAAGAAGAAGAGGGGGAGGUUACUGUAAGAGAAACCAGAGGCCGUAGAGGUAGAAAGCCAGCUUUCAAAGCCACACCAAGACGCAAAUCUGCAAGAUCACAGGAAAAGGAUGAGGAGAUAACAGAGGAAACUUCUAAUGCUGAUGUGGAACCAGAAGUCCGAGUUCUCAGAGGAGGAAGAAAGUCUGUCCCUGUGCAAAGCAAAACACCAAAACGACCAUGCAAGCAAGUCCAAGAAGAAGAGAAAGAAGAGGAGGAAUCUCCUGCAGACACCGUGAAAGAUGCCGAGGUGGAAGUGGAGCCUGCCAAUGAGGAUGCUAGCCAACAAGCAGAAGCAGAAAAGGAAACAGAGAAAGAAGUCCCAGUAACAGAAGAAUCAGUCACUCCACCAGAUGUUGCAGAAGAGGAACAGGCUGACAAAGCUGAGACAGAAGAGCAAGAUGCAGAUGAGGAAAAGACCUCAGAUCCUGCUGCUGAAGUGACCUCUGAUGAUUUAGUCAAAGAUGGAGUGACAGAAACAUCCGUACCCCAACCAGCUGAUGACACAGCUUCACCUUCAUCAGCUGAGGAAGAGAAACAAAACAAUGAAGAGGUCCCACAGCUGCCUGAGCUCCAAAGAGUCAGUGUGGUUUUGGUUGACCUGAAAAAAGUGGAUCAUGAUGUUUCUGAACAAAGUGAGGCUCAAGAGGAGGUUCUUGCUGAAGAAACUUCUGCUGAAGCAAGUGAGGAACAAGCAGAAGAAAUGAAGGAAGACAUAACAGUUGAGAAAGAUAUUCAGGAUUCUCCUCUAGAAGCAGAACCAGCUGAGCAGGAGCAGGCAGUGCAAGAACCUGAAGUGCCAGAAGAAACAGAAGAAUCAGUCCCAGCACCUGAGAAAGAGGAGGAGAAAUCUGAAGAGACAGCUCAAGAUGAUGAGGCCCAAAGUGUGGAAGAAGAGGAGAUGGAGGAGGAGGAGAUUGAGGAGGUUACUGUAAGGGAAACCAGAGGCCGUAGAGGUAGAAAGCCAGCUGUCAAAGCCACACCUAGACGCAAAUCUGCAAGAUCACAGAAAAAGGAUGAGGAGAUAACAGAGGAAACCUCUAAUGUUGAUGUGGAACCAGAAGUCCGAGUUCUCAGAGGAGGAAGAAAGUCUGUCCCUGUGCAAAGCAAAACACCAAAACGACCACGCAAGCAAGUCCAAGAAGAAGAGAAAGAAGAGGAGGAAUCUCCUGCAGACACCGUGAAAGAUGCCGAGGUGGAAGUGGAGCCUGCGGAUGUGGAUGCUAGCCAACAAGCAGAAGCAGAAAAGGAAACAGAGAAAGAAGUCCCAGUAACAGAAGAAUCAGUCACUCCAACAGAUGUUGCAGAAGAGGAACAGGCUGACAAAGCUGAGACAGAAGAGCAAGAUGCAGAUGAGGAAAAGACCUCAGAUCCUGCUGCUGAGGUGACCUCUGAUGAUUUAGUCAAAGAUGGAGUGACAGAAACAUCCGUACCCCAACCAGCUGAUGACACAGCUUCACCUUCAUCAGCUGAGGAAGAGAAACAAAACAAUGAAGAGGUCCCACAGCUGCCUGAGCUCCAAAGAGUCAGUGUGGUUUUGGUUGACCUGAAAAAAGUGGAUCAUGAUGUUUCUGAACAAAGUGAGGCUCAAGAGGAGGUUCUUGCUGAAGAAACUUCUGCUGAAGCAAGUGAGGAACAAGCAGAAGAAAUGAAGGAAGACAUAACAGUUGAGAAAGAUAUUCAGGAUUCUCCUCUAGAAGCAGAACCAGCUGAGCAGGAGCAGGCAGUGCAAGAACCUGAAGUGCCAGAAGAAACAGAAGAAUCAGUCCCAGCACCUGAGAAAGAGGAGGAGAAAUCUGAAGAGACAGCUCAAGAUGAUGAGGCCCAAAGUGUGGAAGAAGAGGAGAUGGAGGAGGAGGAGAUUGAGGAGGUUACUGUAAGGGAAACCAGAGGCCGUAGAGGUAGAAAGCCAGCUGUCAAAGCCACACCUAGACGCAAAUCUGCAAGAUCACAGAAAAAGGAUGAGGAGAUAACAGAGGAAACCUCUAAUGUUGAUGUGGAACCAGAAGUCCGAGUUCUCAGAGGAGGAAGAAAGUCUGUCCCUGUGCAAAGCAAAACACCAAAACGACCAUGCAAGCAAGUCCAAGAAGAAGAGAAAGAAGAGGAGGAAUCUUCUGCAGACACUGUGAAAGAUGCCGAGGUGGAAGUGGAGCCUGCCAAUGAGGAUGCUAGCCAACAAGCAGAAGCAGAAAAGGAAACAGAGAAAGAAGUCCCAGUAACAGAAGAAUCAGUCACUCCACCAGAUGUUGCAGAAGAGGAACAGGCUGACAAAGCUGAGACAGAAGAGCAAGAUGCAGAUGAGGAAAAGACCUCAGAUCCUGCUGCUGAGGUUACCUCUGAUGAUUUAGUCAAAGAUGGAGUGACAGAAACAUCCGUACCCCAACCAGCUGAUGACACAGCUUCACCUUCAUCAGCUGAGGAAGAGAAACAAAACAAUGAAGAAGUUCCACAGCUGCCUGAGCUCCAAAGAGUCAGUGUGGUUUUGGUUGACCUGAAAAAAGUGGAUCAUGAUGUUUCUGAACAAAGUGAGGCUCAAGAGGAGGUUCUUGCUGAAGAAACUUCUGCUGAAGCAAGUGAGGAACAAGCAGAAGAAAUGAAGGAAGACAUAACAGUUGAGAAAGAUAUUCAGGAUUCUCCUCUAGAAGCAGAACCAGCUGAGCAGGAGCAGGCAGUGCAAGAACCUGAAGUGCCAGAAGAAACAGAAGAAUCAGUCCCAGCACCUGAGAAAGAGGAGGAGAAAUCUGAAGAGACAGCUCAAGAUGAUGAGGCCCAAAGUGUGGAAGAAGAGGAGGAGGAGGAGGAGGAGAUUGAGGAGGUUACUGUAAGGGAAACCAGAGGCCGUAGAGGUAGAAAGCCAGCUGUCAAAGCCACACCUAGACGCAAAUCUGCAAGAUCACAGAAAAAGGAUGAGGAGAUAACAGAGGAAACCUCUAAUGUCAAUGUGGAACCAGAAGUCCGAGUUCUCAGAGGAGGAAGAAAGUGUGUCCCUGUGCAAAGCAAAACACCAAAACGACCACGCAAGCAAGUCCAAGAAGAAGAGAAAGAAGAGGAGGAAUCUUCUGCAGACACUGUGAAAGAUGCCGAGGUGGAAGUGGAGCCUGCCAAUGAGGAUGCUAGCCAACAAGCAGAAGCAGAAAGCACAGAAAAAGAGGUUGCAGUUCUAGAGGAAUCAGUUGUGCAUCCAGCUGAGAAGGAGGCUGACAAAGCUGAGACAGAGGUGCAAGCUGCAGAUGAGGAACAGUCCUUGGAUAAUGCUGCUCUGGAAGUUGUCACAAGAGAAAAUAAAGUGGAAAAGGAAAAGUCCAUCCACACAGAAGAGGAAUCAGGAGAGAAACUGGCACAAACUGAAGAGGAGGCUGCCACCACUGCAAUAGCUUCAGACGAUUCAGGCAAAGACAGAGAGACAGAAGCAUCCUUACCAGCAACUGCCACAGAUGUAGCUUCACCUGCUUCUGCAGAAAAGAAAGAAAGUGAUGUUGUGGUCCCACAGCUUCCUGAGCUCCAUAAAGUUAGUGUGGUUUUAGUUGACUUAAAAAAAUCCCAUCAUGAAAUCCUUAAAGAAACUGCUGUAAAGGAUGUGGCUCCUGUGGGAGAAACUUCUGCUGAAGUAGAAGAGGAACAAGCAGAAGAAACAAAGAUAGAUGAACCAGAAGAAAAGCAAUCUGAAGUGCAGGAGGAGGGAGCAGAAGAUGCUGUCGCAACACCAGAAACAGAGGAGAAGAAAACUAAAGAGGAUGAAGAAGAGGAGGAGGUUACCAACACUGAAACCAGAAAACGGAAAGGUCAAAAGCCAGCUGUCAAAGCAACACCAAGGCGCAAAUCUGGAAGAAGAUCACAGAAACAGGAUGAAGAAGAAAAGGUAGAAGCCUCGGAUACUGAUGAGGAGCCUGAAGUUAAAGUCAGAGUUCUCAGAGGAGGAAGAAAGUCUGUCCCUGUGCAAAGAAAAACACCAAAACGACCACACAAGCAAGUCCAGGAAGAAGAGGAGGGAGAAGUACAAGCCGAAGAGGAGAAACUUGAAGACAAUAAGGAUGCAAGUCAACAUGAAGAACCAGAAGUUGGUGCAGAGAAAGCUGAGGAUGCCCAAGAGCCGGGACAAGCUGAUGGAGCAGACACACUUGCUGCAGACACCUCAGAUGAUGUUGCUGAGGAAGCUGUCACAAAACAAGACGAGGAUGAGCCAACGAUCUCCACAGGAGAAGGUGCAGAGGCUGAGGUGGCAGCAGAAGAGACACCGCUGACUGGGACAGAAGACCACGCAGAUGAAGAGGAGGACAUCCCAGUUGUUGAAACAAGAGUACUAAGAAGUGGCCAAAAGUCAGUGAGAGCAUCACCAAGAGGCAAAGCCACAGAAAUACAAGAUGAUGAGCAGGAGGGAGGAAGAAGUACAGGAGAAGAGGAACCAGUAGUAGAAACCAGAGUCCUGAGGAGGGGAAGACGGUCUGCUCCUGCCUCACCCAGACGUGAAUCAAAGAGAGCAAAAACACAGAUUGAAGAAGAGGAAGAAGAUGAUACUACUGCAGAUGAAGCAGGGGAGACCAGAGCAGAGGUAGAGGAAGCUGCAGCUCAGGAAGAAGAAACUACCGAACAAGAUGUAGAGAUGGAUGAAGGAGGAGCAGCAAAAGAUGAAUCUCUCACAGAGCAGGAGAUGCCUGUGGAAGAUCAGCCUGCUGUUUCAGAGGAAAUGGAGAUGCCAGUGGAGGAAACCGCUGAAGAGACACCAGUCCCAGAGGAGGGAAUGAUCUCUGAAGAGGAGGAGCCACCCAUUGUUGAAACACGAGUUCUGAGAAGUGGUGAAAAGACGGUUAGAGAAUCACCGAGUAAAUCCAAUAGAGUCAAGCCACAGGAUAAGACCGAGGCAGAAGACAAGGAAGAAACUACUCCAGCCCAAGUAGAAGAAGCUGAUGAGAAAGAAGAAAAUACUGAGGAGAAAACAGAAACAAUAAUCAAUGACCAAGCUGAAGCUGCUGGACCAGAGGUGAAGGAAUCAGCUGAAGCGGAAGCAGAGGAAACACCCAAAAACCAAGAAACCCUUGAGGAGGAACAAGACAAGACACCGGUGGAGGACGGAGCUGAAGAAUCACCUGAAACAGAAAGACAAGUUCCUGAUGAGGAGGAAGCAAUAGUUGUUGAGACCAGAGUCCUGAGGAGUGGUGGGAAGGCAGUGAAGAGCUCACCACGAGGCAAAAUCGCAAAACAACAGACAGAAGACAGUGAUGGCAAAAAGGCGGAUGAGCCUGUAGUUGAAGCAAGGGUUCUGAGAAGGGGAAGGAAGUCCGCUCCUGCUGCACCAGCACGUAAAUCCAAGAGAGCAAAAAAAGUUGAGCAAGAGGAAGACGAGACAGUUCCUGCUGAUGAGACCGUAGAAGAGGAAGAAGAGGCACCUGCUGAGAAAGCGGUGACAAGUAAUGAGGGGACUGAGAAAAAAGAUGUGAAAGAGGCCCCAGAGGGAGAAUCUGCUGAAGACAUAGAGAAGGAGGAGGUGCCUGCUGUAGAUGAGACCACCACCAACACGUCUGAGAGUCCAGCAGGGGAAGCAGACGAGGAAACCACAGUCACGGCUGAAGAAGAGGCCCCUGUUGAAGUAGAAUCUGUCAAAUCAGUUGAGGAAACAAGAACUUUAAGAUCCAGAAGACAGAAAGGCAAAGAAGUGGUGGAGGCUGAGGAGGAGGAGGAGGAGGAGGCAGAUGCUCAGGAACAAGUAGAAGAAACAGCCCCUCCUGCAGAUGACCAGGCUGAUGAAAAAGCUGAUUUGUCUGAUGAUAGAGAUGGAGAAGAGCCAGCAACAGAAGAGUCCCCAGAGGAGCAACCAUCAGAGAGUAAAGAAGAUGACACCAAGGAAGGCAAGAUGCUCAGGAAGAGGCUGAGACCUGCUGAAGACAAAGUAAAGGUUCAAAAAGAAGUGCGAAUGCAGCAAAGAAGAUCCAGACGCAAAAGACCAAGAGUGGAUUACAAAGAAGGCGAUGAUGAGGAGGGGGCAUCAUCUGUCACUGAGGAUGAUGGGGAGGAAUCCAAUGAGGAAAGCAAUGAAGAAGCAGACAACCAGGUGGAAGAAAAAGCUGAUUCAUCCAACGACAGAGCAGUGGAAGAGCCUGCAAAUGAAGAAUCCUCAGAGGAACAACCAUCGGAGAGUAAAGGAGAAAAAGCUGAGGAAGGCAGGAGGCACAGGAAGAGUGGGAAACCUGCUGAUGAUGAAGAAGGGGAACUACAGGAACGAGCACUGAGAAGAAGAAGAUCCAGACGCAGAAGACCAAGAGUAGACUACAAAGAAGGCGAUGAUGGGGAAGAGGGAGCUUCAUCUGAUUCAGAGGAUGAGGAAGAACCAGACGAGGAAGAGUGGGAAGAGGUAAACAAAAGGAAUAAAAAGGGAGCAAGUGAGAAGGAAGAUGGCCUCAAACUAGUCCUGGACACAGACGAAGAAUCAGAGGAAGAGGUGGAGCCGAUAGUGAUUGAAAGGAAACGUUUAAGAGGGAGGCUAGUUCCUUCUGUGACCAUCACACCCAGACGCCGCAGUGCGAGAGCUAAAAAUGAUGAGGAGGAGUCAGCCGAAGAGGAGACUGCUCAGCCGGUUCAGGAGAGAAAAAACAGCAAGAGGAAGAGCCAAGAGGCGACACCAACCCGCAAAUCCAAGCGUCUCAGCAGAGUUUAGGAUGUGGACUUCUAAACCCUGAUAUGAUCCUAGCCACAAUCAUUGACACCUUUUUAUACCAUGGCAACAUAGAUCAGGCUUAAGCACCCAAUAUUGUGUGUUUUAAUGUUUGAUUACCAAAAAUGGCAAGCAAACCCUUCUACCCUAUGGAGAUACCAGUCAAUGCCAAAAAAGUCACUGUAUUUGUGGGAUUCAGAUUCCUUCUGUCUUAAAUCUCUGCAGCCUUUGGCUCAAGGAAAUGUCUUCGGACGUAAAGCUCUUUUAAAGCUUUGGAACUUGUGGAUCCUGUUUGUGAAUUAAAAAAAGUGGUAUUGAAGUGUAACAGAAAUGUCGUAAGUCUAACGUAAGUCUAAAUACUGAUGAUUUUAACCACAACAGUUUCUGAAAUAAUCUCUAGGUGGUGAUCAUUGGAACGAACUUCCUUUUUUUUUGUCAGCACCUCUUCUUCAGCCUGGCUGAGCUUUUGGUGAUGAUAGAAACAUUUCAGUCCUUUUCUCUUAAAGUUUGUAUAAAUUAAGGGACAUUAAGGAUAAACCAAGAGAGAAAUAUGCUCUCAUGUCUAUAAAACAUCCAACCGUGGUGGGAGGCUGUAUUUUUUAAAGAGGGCCGGCCCAGGUUUGGGUCCAACCUGUGGCUCUUUCCCUUCACAUCAUGCCUCUUCUUCCCACUUCUCUAUCAUUUAAAAAAGGAUUAAAUGCCCAAAAAUACACAAAAAACCCCACUUUGACUUUUAACCUUACUUAGGACCCCUGCUCUUUUUAUUCAUGUCACAAUAAAUAGGCUCAAAUAUUGACAUUACGACAAAAAUAUAUGAUGUGAAGUCACAAACUAUUAAAAUGAAAAAGUCACUUCCACCAAUAACAAUCACACAUAGAACGUUAUUGAUUAUCGCCCCUGUUUUAUUGUGAAAUUUUGUUGUAAACCAGGGUUCGUUCAUUAUUGAAGGCAGCACACAGCGGGGCCAUGUCAUUUCCAGAAAAGCCAUAAUUUGCAUUUUGAUAAAGGAUUUGAAAGUGGAGACAUACAAAAUUUUUUAUAUUGUAAAUAUUUUCUUACAUUUUGAAAUGUGAAUGUCUUAUUUUCUCUUUUAAUGUCGAGCUGAACGUAAUGUUUUCAGACUCUUCUUGGAUUUAGAUUUUAUUCUGAUGAUUUUUUUUUUAAUUAACUCGGAAAUAUGCAACAACAUUCAAUUAGGCAUUUGGAGAAGUCAAAUUGAUGUGUUCUUUUAAAAUGUGUUAAUCUUGAAUAGAUUCUUACAGAAGCCUGAAAAGGACAUGCAGCCAUGGUUUUCAUUUUACUCCUUUUCUUCAUUAAUGAUCUCCUGAUGGCAGCGCUGGUAUUCCUGUGAUAAUCGGUAAUAUUUGGUUGUUUUUUAGCUAUGUCUAUCGCAACAAAACCAGCGCUGUAAUCCCAAGAUGUCAGGAUAAGUCCGUUUGGGUUUUAAAACAUUGACUGGAGUAAAACAAAUGUGUUGAUGCAGGUCUUCUGAGAGCUUCCAUAGAUUUCUAUUUUACACAUGAAUAAGAUUAUUUUCAAUGUCUUUGUGUUUUUUAGUGUGUUCUGUGAUAAAAUGUUACCAAAUCGCGUGGGGCUGAACUCAGGUCAUGUUAAUGUUGGAUAUUUCAUGUAGAGAAUGAAACAUGUAGACCUGUGAGUGUUUGUGGCUUAUUUAACCCCCCUUGUUAAAAUCACCUUUAGAGAGAGGAUGGUCUCUGCCGCUGUCGUGUAGCGGUCGUCCUCAUCACGCUAGUUUGUUUAAUGAUAAUGUGACCGUUUUUGUCCUUGCCGUCAGUUUGAUUUCACCUGUAACAUUUAGCUAUCGUCAUUACGCUGUUUGUUGUUAAAGCGAUCUGUUCUGUGUUUCAGCAGUGGCACUCCAGGACGUAACCUCUUUUCUGAAUAGACUUUUCUGUAAAGUUAUUUUUCCAUGGAUUGAAUUCACUAUUUUU